AUGGCGGACACAGCGAACAACCGCAUUUUGCUUAUUUCUUUGGGCCACAAAGAUUUCUUCGACGACAUGUUCGAAAGCCUACUGGCCAGGCUGUCGACUGGCGCGAAGUUAAAACGCGCCAAAACCAACAAGUCAGCCUUGCGCUUUCUCACAAACGAGCCGCCGCCCAGAGCAGUCAUUGUCACCGACCCGGCAUUGAUCAAGCAUGAAGCGUUGCUGGUCCGAAGCCAUGUCUUCAGAUACAUCCGCAACGGCGGCACAGGCAUCUUCAUGGGACACUUCGCGGCCAGCGUGAACCCGCCCGACCUCCAGAAUUUUUUCAAUCAGAUCGAUCUGCCCUGGGAGGCAGGUUCAUACAAGCGGCUUACGCAUAGGCUGACACACACGCUGAACCCUCAAGGCUGGGAACCUUCGCCUGGCGCCGUGGAGCUGCCUGCGCAGUACACUCAAAAGGCACUGUUCGUCAAGAACGUCAGACCAACACAUGCGUUGUAUCAGACGACACCGAAUUCACCGGCCGAGACGCAAGAUAUCGCCCCCGAGAUUCUUCAUAAUCCCAACGAGGCGGCUGUGGCUGUUGCUACAGUAGGAGAUGGAAUAGCUGCGUAUCUUGGAGACCUGAACGGCGAGCCAGAGAUGACUACCAUAACUCUGGCCCUGUGUGGGCUUUGA
Clonostachys solani is the source of this 672-nucleotide messenger RNA. The record is from the annotation of a GenBank genome assembly. NCBI's taxonomy places the organism in Eukaryota, Fungi, Ascomycota, Sordariomycetes, Hypocreales, Bionectriaceae.